Messenger RNA from Oncorhynchus masou masou (cherry salmon), 1637 nucleotides. Its product is annotated as ceramide synthase 5-like. Gene Ontology annotation, cellular component: membrane. The transcript is spliced from 10 exons. Gene Ontology annotation, molecular function: sphingosine N-acyltransferase activity; DNA binding. NCBI's taxonomy places the organism in Eukaryota, Metazoa, Chordata, Actinopteri, Salmoniformes, Salmonidae. The record is from RefSeq and is a predicted model, not a curated record. Bases 252 to 1445 code for a protein of 397 amino acids. Gene Ontology annotation, biological process: ceramide biosynthetic process.
UUAAACCACAAGCUGUAGUCUUUUUUAGUAAAAAAAAAAAAAUCUUUGUUCUUUCUGGACUGUCUUUGAUGAUUGCUCUGCUGUGAGGCCUUUUUAAUUUCAUCCAUCCAACAAUUCUAUCACGGACAACAAAACGUUUCUAGUCUUAUCCAAUACCCAGUCCUCAAAGGAAGGGCGGUGGAAACGUUUCCCUCGUUUUAUUUUUUCUCCAGAGGAUUACAUUUCUUAAAUCGAAGCCACUUUUGGUGAUCAUGGCUGCUCUUUCAGUGUGGUUUUGGAACGAGAGGUUUUGGCUCCCACAUAAUGUGACUUGGGCGGAUCUUGCUGACCCAGCGCCCGGGGUGGAGUAUCCAAAAGCCGGGCACUUACUCUCUGCCUUACCGUUGGCUGUGGGGAUCUUUGCUGUUAGAAUACUAUUUGAGAGGUUCAUAGCCAGUCCAUGUGCCUUCUUCCUCUUGCAUAUCCACGCUGCCUCAGUCCACUGGCGAGCCACACCCAACCCUGUCCUGGAGAAGGUGUUCACAUCCAUCACAAAGUGCCCAGACUCACGACACCUGGAUGGGUUAUCUAAGCAGCUGGACUGGGAUGUGAGGAAGAUCCAGAGAUGGUUCAGACACAGACGCAACCAGGACAAACCCAGCAUACUCACCAAGUUCUGUGAGAGCAUGUGGAGGCUAAUAUUUUAUCUGUUCAUGUUUACCUAUGGGAUCUGCUUUCUGUGGAAGUGCCCAUGGAUGUGGGAUACACACCACUGCUGGUACAACUACCCCUACCAGGUCCUGACUCCAGGCCUGUACCACUACUACGUGACUGAGCUGGGCUUCUACUGGUCUCUCAUGUUCUCUCAGUUUACUGACAUCAAACGCAAGGACUUCCCCAUCAUGUUCAUUCAUCACCUCGCAACAGUGAGCCUGAUCAGUUUCUCCUACGCUAACAACAUGCUACGUGUCGGGAGCCUGGUGAUGUGUGUCCACGACGCAUCAGACUUCCUACUGGAGGCAGCCAAACUGACCAACUACGCCAAGUACCAGCGCCUGUGUGACUUCCUGUUCGUUCUGUUUGCAGUAGUCUUCUUCGUCACAAGGCUUGUCCUCUACCCUCUAUGGAUCCUGAACACAACAUUGUUUGAGAGCUGGGAGAUGAUUGGUCCAUACCCUUCCUGGUGGCUCUUCAACUCCCUGCUGCUGGUGCUGCAGGUGCUACACGUCAUCUGGUCCUACCUCAUAGCCGGGAUCGCCUACAAGGCCUUGGUCCGAGGAAAGGUUUCUAAGGAUGACCGCAGUGAUGUUGAGAGCAGCUCAGAGGAGGAGGUGGACACCAACGGAGCCAAUAACAAAAGGGUUAAAAUGGCGUCCUCUCCUAAGGUAGAGAACGCCACCAACGGCCACGCCGUCGCCACUAUAACCUGGCCACAGCAGAUACGUAGCAGCAGCAGCAGUUGGUGACACAAGAAAGGAGGAGUCCGCUGUCUGAUUCACAGUAUAGGGCUGACCACUGAGUCCAAUAUGUCUGGCCUGGUUACACUGGGCAGCCACUAGUUGUCGAAACUGUGCUGGAAAGGACCAUGUCAAAGAGAAUCAGGCAUAUCUGAGCCAACACAGUACUGUUCGGGUCGGCCCUAUAGUGAGAAUCAGGCA